GCAAAGCCUUCGCCGGACAAGCCGAUCGCAAAUAUUCGCCCAGUUGAAUAACACUUCUAAGCCAUCGCAUAGAAUUGGCUUUUUAAGACUGACACCCUACUACACUUCCUCGAAAACACUACCCUCUAGUCGCGACGAUGGCAUCGACGUCGCAAUCUCAACCUAAUGGCGUACCUUCAUCUUCAGCGCCAGGCCCAUCACAACCAGCAUCACAACCAACUCAAAAUACCACAACAAGCGGUUCGGCAACCGUCCAAAAUACACAAGCGACUGGUACUUCGACAGGAACCACCAAUAAUUCUAACGGCGGAAACUCGCAGACAGCACCACAAGCGCCAUCCUCACCCACAACAUCCCACGCGCCGCGACCGCGCGAUGCCCGCACAAUCGAGCUACUAUUAACAUCCCAAGGCGUAACAUCAUUCGACGAGCGCGUUCCUCUUUUACUUCUCGACUUCGCGUACCGACACACAUCGUCAUUACUUUCCGACGCGCUUCACCUAUCCACGGAUCCAUACACAACACACGCCGGCGCAAAAGCAAGUUCUUCAUCGGGCGCCGCGCCAACUGCACCAUCGGCCGGCGAAGCCGUCGUUACUUCCAACGCGAUCAACUUAGCCAUCGCAUCUCGGCAAUCAUACCAAUUCCAUGGCGCGGCUGGGGCCGGUGGCGGUGGCACGAGUAAGGAUUGGUUACAAGAUCAUGCGCGAGAACGCAACAAGGUCGCGUUACCUCGUGUUCUCGCUAACGAGUGGGGCGUUCGUUUACCUAACGAGCGCUUUGUAUUAAGCGGCACGGGUUGGGGAUUACGAGAUCAGUGGGGUGAAGAAGGUGGGCCUGAUGAUGAAAGCGACGAUGACGAUAUGUUUGAGGAUGUGAAUAUUCAGAAUAAGGACGCCUCUGGAAAUGCUACGGGUGCGGGCGAGGGAGCUCAAGAUGGAGAAGGAGGUGGUUUGGAUGAGCUACUCGGGGAUGAUAUGGGCGAUGAGGAUAUGGAGGGGAUGGAAUGAUUCGUUCGGUGAUGAUAUCUUACUAUUGCGAUGUCACCCUGCCGGCUUCAUGAAGGCUGGAUAAAGGUUGGAUGCUACAGCGAUGAAAUACUACUGCUAUGGCUGAUGGAAACCCUAACGAACUUGCAACGAUACUAAUGCUGCGCACCCCGACACUUACGCAAGCCUAAAAAUCCUUUCGACCAACGACUAUGCUACACAAAACAUAAGCGAGUUGUAUAGGAAGGCUA
Hypoxylon trugodes is the source of this 1240-nucleotide messenger RNA. Its product is annotated as TFIID-31kDa-domain-containing protein. The coding region runs from base 138 to 1010 and encodes 290 amino acids. Gene Ontology annotation, molecular function: protein heterodimerization activity; transcription coactivator activity; RNA polymerase II general transcription initiation factor activity. Gene Ontology annotation, cellular component: SAGA complex; transcription factor TFIID complex. Gene Ontology annotation, biological process: DNA-templated transcription initiation; RNA polymerase II preinitiation complex assembly. Lineage: Eukaryota; Fungi; Ascomycota; Sordariomycetes; Xylariales; Hypoxylaceae. The transcript has a single exon. The record is from RefSeq and is a predicted model, not a curated record.